UGUGACCACCAAGGCAUGAAUAUUCAAGUGUGCCGUUCAAAUAAAAGUCCAUGGGUCUGUCUGACGUGCUCAAGUGUCCAUUGUGGAAGAUAUGUGAAUGGCCAUGCAAAAAAGCAUUAUGAAGAUGCACAGAUUCCUAUGACCAAUCAUAAGAAAACAGAAAAACAAGAGAAAGUUCAGCAUACUGUGUGUAUGGAUUGCAGUAGUUACAGUACAUACUGUUAUCGCUGUGAUGAUUUUGUAGUCAAUGAUACCAAGCUGGGCCUGGUACAGAAGGUCAGAGAGCACCUACAGAACUUGGAAAAUUCAGCCUUUACGUCAGACAGACAUAGGAAAAGAAAACUAUUGGAAAACUCAUCUCUGAACAGCAAACUAUUAAAAGUAAAUGGAAGCACCACUGCCCUUUGUGCCACAGGCCUUCGGAACCUGGGGAAUACGUGUUUCAUGAAUGCAAUCCUUCAGUCGCUCAGUAACAUUCAACAGUUUUGCUGUUACUUCAAAGAGUUGCCUGCUGUGGAGCUGAGGAAUGGGAAGACGGCAGGCAGGCGAACUUACCAUACCAGGAGCCAGGGGGAUAAUAAUGUUUCAUUGGUGGAAGAAUUCAGAAAGACACUCUGUGCUUUAUGGCAAGGAAGCCAAACUGCAUUUAGUCCAGAGUCUUUGUUUUACGUUGUUUGGAAAAUCAUGCCAAAUUUUAGGGGAUACCAGCAACAGGAUGCCCAUGAGUUCAUGCGUUACCUUUUGGACCAUCUACACCUGGAACUCCAGGGUGGCUUCAAUGGUGUUUCACGUUCGGUAAUCUUGCAAGAAAAUUCUAGUCUGUCUGCAAGCAACAAAUGUUGCAUAAAUGGAGCAUCUACUGUUGUCACAGCCAUUUUUGGAGGCAUUCUUCAAAAUGAAGUCAACUGCCUAAUAUGUGGGACUGAAUCUAGAAAGUUUGACCCAUUCCUAGACCUUUCACUAGAUAUUCCAAGUCAGUUCAGAAAUAAACGUACUAAAAAUCAAGAAAAUGGACCAAUGUGCACACUACGAGAUUGUCUUCGCAGUUUUACAGACCUGGAAGAGCUUGAUGAGACAGAGCUGUAUAUGUGUCACAAAUGCAAAAAGAAACAGAAGUCCACCAAAAAAUUCUGGAUUCAGAAACUACCAAAGGUGCUAUGCUUACACUUGAAACGAUUUCACUGGACAGCGUAUCUGAGAAACAAGGUCGAUACGUAUGUUGAGUUUCCCUUACGAGGCCUAGACAUGAAAUGCUACUUGUUAGAGCCUGAAAACAGUGGCCCAGAAAGCUGCCUGUAUGACCUUGCGGCUGUUGUUGUGCAUCAUGGUUCAGGCGUUGGCUCUGGACAUUACACCGCGUACGCAGCUCAUGAAGGCCGUUGGUUCCAUUUCAACGACAGUACUGUAACUUUGACCGACGAGGAGACUGUGGUAAAGGCCAAGGCCUACAUCCUCUUCUAUGUGGAACGGCAAGCCAAAUCUGGAUCAGAUAAACUUUAAUACCUCCUUUUAAUGCUUACUUAAGAGUUCACCGGACAAAACAUUUCCAUUUUUCCAUAAAUACUUGAUCCAAGACUAUUAAUUUCAUUGUGCACUUUUCAAUUUCCUCUUGUGGGUUUUAGUUUUGUUGUGUCAAUGGUAGCAUUUGACUUACUGAACUUGGACACAAACUAACUUUUUUUUUUAGUUAUACCAGAAAACCUCAGCAGAUUUUGAUUUGCUGCUUUAGUUGUGAUAACUCAAUUUUUAUAUAUAUAGCUUCAUGAAAUACUUUUAGUUAUUUGACUUUUUUAUAUUAAUGUUUCAGUUCUCACUUUCUAAAGGCACAUUUACAUCAGAGAAGCUUUCUAUCCUCCUUACAGGCAAGAUAAAUGUGCUUCUGAUUAUGAAGAGCAAUACAACUUCAUGCUGUUCUCGCAGCUGUUGGUAGAUAGGAUUUAAUCUCUCUAAAUCAAGGAAAUGUUUGCACGUACUAUUUUCCCUCGUGCAAGAAACUAAACAGUGACCUCCGAAAAAUCAUUCUUUGUCUGCAGAAGAGAGGAGAUGUGGCAUCAUUAAAUAGACCAGGUAAUUGCUGCUAUAUUGGUGUGUAUUCAGGCUGCUGACUUUCAGGAAUCAUUGUAAAUAAACAGUUGGUUCUGUUGUAUCUAUACUGCAGUUUAAUUCAAGUAUUCCUCACGUAUGCUCUGCCCUCCCCCCUGCAAAUUUACAAAAAUUAUCUUAAAAUACAUACAUGUCUAAAUUGCGUUGAGAUUUAUGUUUUUUUAACCAAACCUGAAUUGCCUUAGAUGUCUCUUGUUUUAGGCCGUCAUCCUGGAAUUUGAUCAUGAACACUUACUUGCUUGAAAACUUGGAGACUUCCUGGCAGUGGGACCCCAGCCCUCCUUCCUGGGGGGAAGUGGGAGUACAGCCCCAAAGUUUGGGCUUAGUGAGAACAGUCUUAGGUCUAAAUAUGGUUCCUGUCCAUUAAAUGCCUGCAGUUCACUUAAAACUGGAAGGAGGGGGAUGGUGUGCCAGAUACUCCGCAUGGCAAUUGUUUUACCAGGUCAAACGCAAACGGGAGGACGCUCCGUUUCACAGCAUAACCUGCCUGAUGGGCGCUGAUGAGCCAGACUGCUCGCUGCCUGGAGCACACUCAGGUAGCUGGGAUAUUUGCGUGUUGGCCUGGUGUGGGAUCUUUAUUUGUCAUCUCUAGAUGAAUUUUAGCUGUACUGCCGUGUUGGAGAGUGGAGGUCAGCUAAUGGGAUUUUGAAAAGGUGGACAGGAAGACCACUCUUGCAAAAGCCAGGAGGACCAAAAAGAGCUGAAAUCUGACAAAUGCUACAUUUCAGUUCUCUUUCUGCAGCCCCUCCUUUCUAGCUAGCCCCCAUGUGCCUAGCAAGAAACAGAGCACUCCUAAAAUCUCAAAAGUAGUAAGAGUAGAAUUUACUAAGUGUGGAGUCACACAAACACCACCUUUUAUUUGUGGUAACAGUAAAAUAUAGGAGUCUGAAAACACCAGAACUCAAGUAAAACCUGAUUACCCUUUUGAGUUGCAGCUCAGCCUGGUGCACAUGGAGUACGCAUCGCUCUUCCUUGCCGGGGGUUACCUGCUAGCUGUAUGCUGACAAGUAUGAAGAGAAAUCACAAUCAGAUGUUUUUAAAAAUGUCAUUCAUCAUAGCUUUUUCACAGAUCUUAAACCAGGAAAAGAGAGAAAUUGGCUUAAUAUAAAACUGCAGAAAGCAUUUGGCAUUGCUAAUGGUGUAUGAAUGUAUAAAGUGUGCACUAGUUAAAACCUAUUGUACGUAUUAUUUGAUAAUUGACAUAAGUAAAAGAAGACAUCCUUAUAGAAGUUGUUGAACAAUAAAUAGAACUAUUGAUUGCUUUGCUUUAAAUUGUAGAUAGUUUGUCAUCUACCAUUUCUCUGUUUCUUGCAGGAAGAGCCUUUCUUCUAAUGGGAAUAGGUAGCUGUUCUCACUUAUGCAGGCAGAAAAAGGUAUUGGCCAGACUUCAUUGGCGUGCGGGGCAGGUGAGGUACCUUGACCACAUUAUUACCCUGAAGGGCAGCCUCACUGCUCACAGUUAGUGCGGGAGUUAAGUAGAGUCCAUCUCUAGCUGCGUUUUAUCUGCAUGCUACUUGGACUGGAUUGCUUUAGAAUUUUAGUUUUGAGAAUAUAGAGCUUGAAAUGCACAACUAGCUCUGGCCUGCAGCAGUUCUACUGACAGUAGUCAGGUAUAUGCAGUGCGCUCGCAAACCAGUGAUGUAAAUGUGCCUUUUUGUAUUUUUUGAAACUUAAAUUUGUAAUCUUCAGUAACAUUCACUUACCUUAAGCCGCUUCUACUUCUCCAGUUUAUUUUUUGGGUCAGAGUUAUAUUCUCAUUUCAGUAUUUCCUUUCAGUGACAUUAAGGUCUUGGGCAAUGGUAUCCAGCAUGGUCCAUUUUGAGACACGGCCAUGGGAACACAAUGCAAUCACGUCAGCCUUGUUCUUGGAGCAGGUGGUGAUCAGGACUCAGCCAUAUGCUUUGCUGGAACAAGUACCUUGUAAAUCGUUUCCUAAUUUAACUUUCUCCUGCUGCAAACCCAGAUGGACAGUUUGUUGUGGCAACACAAGUAUUUCUCUUCCUGGUGGAGAACUUUGCUUAUCCACUGUAUUCUAGUCAGUGUGGUGUCAAAAAAAAAAAAAAAAAAAAAA
Molecule: messenger RNA, 4174 nt
Organism: Egretta garzetta (little egret)
Lineage: Eukaryota; Metazoa; Chordata; Aves; Pelecaniformes; Ardeidae
Gene: USP3
Product: ubiquitin specific peptidase 3
Exons: 15
Coding region: 16-1500 (494 amino acids)
Biological process (GO): protein deubiquitination
Cellular component (GO): cytoplasm
Molecular function (GO): cysteine-type deubiquitinase activity; zinc ion binding
Source: RefSeq, a predicted model, not a curated record